AUAUACUGUCAGCAGCCAAUGUUUUUGAAUCUGGUGGAAAAGUCAGAUGUGUUUGAACUAAUAGACAACAUUUGCAUCACACUGUUUCCUCUGCCCGAUGAUCCUAAUACGUUUAUGAUAUAUUCCUCACGUGUCUAUUGUGAUGGAUCCAUCGAUGUUUUUACUUCAAUUGGAACCGAUAUCUCAACGGGUAAAUCCCGAAAAGCAAGUCCUUUUUUUUACUUUUACGGAGACAUAUUUUGGGUACGCUGGUUGUGACACUUAUUUGACUUUACACUGUAACGAGUUUGGAAGUGAUGUACCACCAUCGAUAUUCACGAGUUCCUUCAGUUGUCGCCCCAUUGGUCUAUCUUGCUUGCACAAGAUCGAGGAGAUCAUACAAGAGAGUGGGCUACGCUCCAUGGAGUUCUAUGCUCUACCAAUGAAGCUGCCCAACCGCUGUGUCACUCAACAAGCCUGUGUUGUUCCACCGAAUCCUUUCUCCUUCGCUGGCUACGCAGGAGUCACUCACUUUUAAAGAAGUUUUACUGUCAUAGAACAAAUUAAAUUACAAAUAUAAAACGAAACAGAUUAAACAGAGCACCAAUAGUAG
This is a messenger RNA of Homalodisca vitripennis (glassy-winged sharpshooter), 592 nucleotides long. RefSeq lists its product as uncharacterized. The transcript is spliced from 4 exons. Bases 143 to 517 code for a protein of 124 amino acids. NCBI's taxonomy places the organism in Eukaryota, Metazoa, Arthropoda, Insecta, Hemiptera, Cicadellidae. The record is from RefSeq and is a predicted model, not a curated record.